Molecule: messenger RNA, 1247 nt
Organism: Notolabrus celidotus (New Zealand spotty)
Lineage: Eukaryota; Metazoa; Chordata; Actinopteri; Labriformes; Labridae
Gene: tm4sf4
Product: transmembrane 4 L six family member 4
Exons: 6
Coding region: 442-1056 (204 amino acids)
Cellular component (GO): membrane
Source: RefSeq, a predicted model, not a curated record
CAGAGGUACUUUUCGACCCUCUGUCCCGAUUGGUCGAGUGGCGGCCCCUACUAGGUUGUCCUGAAUGGCUGGGAAGCCGGCACUACUCAUAGAACAAGCACAAGAAUACAUUUGUGUGUGUUUGUGAUCAUACAUAUUACAGCUGGCUGCUGUAAAAGUGGAGCAGUGACAUCACUCAGAGGGACAGGCAGGGUGGAGGGCACUAUAAAGGUUCAACUAAAGCAUCGGCCAUCAUAGGAAACGGUUCAGGUGAGGAGCAAAGUGGACAUAGCUUGAUCAGGAAACAGUCCAGCCAAGGAGGUGUGAGGACAACAAAUUAGUUUGUGUUUUGAAGCUGCAAUAUAGAUAUAAGUCAACAGGUGGAGUGACCCAAAUUAAGGUCAUAGAAGGACUCCUGAAGAAGUUGUAAGUAGUUGAGGAGCUUGAAGCAUCAGUGUCAAAAUGUGUUCAGGCGGCUUUGCCAAAUGUCUGGGGAUCACUCUGAUGCCUCUGUGCAUCGUGAGUGUGCUGUGUAACAUCCUGCUCUUCUUCCCCGGCGGAGAAUCUGUGGACAUUGAACACAUCACAGAGCAGGUCUUGUACUUUGGAGGCAUUCUGGGAUCUGGAGUGCUGAUGAUCUUCCCAGCUCUGGUCUUCCUGGGUCUGAAGAACAAUGACUGCUGCGGUUGCUGUGGCAAUGAAAGCUGUGGGCGGAGAUUUGCGAUGCUGAGUUCUAUUCUGUUUGCAGCUGUGGGUGUGAUGGGCGCUGGUUACUCAGUUAUAGUUUCUUCUCUGGCCAUAGACCAAGGACCUCUGUGUAAGGUUUUGAAUGGCACCGACACGUUCAAGUGGGACACGCCCUUCUCCAAUGGUGACUACCUGAGCAACACAACUCUGUGGGAGGAGUGUAAAGGGCCAGGCAACAUCGUGUCCUGGCAUCUCUCCCUGUUCUCUGUGCUGCUGGUCAUAGGUUUGAUCCAGAUGGCGCUGUGUGCUGUGCAGGUGGUGAACGGCCUGCUGGGAGCUCUCUGUGGGGACUGCUGUGGAUGCUGUGGAGGGAGUGAUGGAGCUGUCUAAACACUCUCUACUGGGAGAGCCUGAAGACAACUGUUUCCUAUUUUUAAUUCUAUGGUUACAUGAUGCAUCUUAUUCUCCUGAUCAUUCCACCCCUUCAUGAUUUUGCAUAAGAGCUUAUUGAUUACAUUGUGUUCACUUUUUUACAACACUUGUGAAAUGACAGAGCUCUCAAUUAAAGGUUUUCCAAUUUA